AUGGCGCCGUUGGGCGGUACGAUCCGCCUUCUCCUGUCACUGCUGCUGGGAGUUGGUGGCCUACUGCCGGUGACGGUGGACACCAAAUAUGUCGAGGGGCACCUACGGACAUCCGAUAACUGGGCCUUCCUGGCGAGGUUUUGCUUCCUCUCGGGGAAGGGUAAGUACGAGUACCUGAUCGAGUACGAGAAGAAACUCGGCGAGCUGAAGCUGCUCCUUUACUACGACGACCAGACUCAGUGGCCGGCGGUCUACAAAACGGAUAAGACGUGCACCGAGAAGCUGGCCGUGCUACACCCGGAAGACAACCAGAUCGUGCCGCUGUCCCCCCGAACCCCGUACAACGUGUUCUCCGGCUGUCUGCUGCGUACACCGACGGCCAAAGAAACGCCAGAUGAUCCGUUGCCACGGGACACGGCCGGGCCGGGAGUUUCCCGGCGCUCGACUCCUGCGCCACCACCAGCAGCACCGGCCCCGGCAGGGGGCGAUAUCCGUCCGGACGACGAUGCGCAGUACUUCGAUCAGUUUCUCAAGACCAGCACCGUGGCACAGCCGGAAUCGGAUUCGGAAUUCAACGACGACACCAACGACACACAGCACAGCUCGACGGAAUCACCCUUCGAAACGUUCGCCACGGCCAUGGGAUACGCCGGCGACAACGGGGAUGCGAAUCUGCUCGAGAACAGCACCGAUUUCCGGUCGCUGGUGGAGCAACUGUUUCCGGACCCGGGUGCCGAUCGGCGGCGGCGGGUCCGCGAGUCAUCCCGCUACGAAACCCGGCUCAUCGUGAGCUGCAGCAACUUCGGAAGCUUCACCAGCUCGCGGGAACGCUGGUGGUACAUUGCGAUCGCCAACUGUGACGGUGGUGGACGCGGGCUGGACGUGAAGUACCGCUUCCGGAUGACGAACGGACCGCCGGGCGACUUUUGGCACGAGCACUUUUCGGCGGACGAGAUGUUCAUCCCACCGAUCCUGCUGGCGGAAGCGAUCGCCUACAGUAUGCUGCUGCUGGCCGUGUUCAUCUGCGCCGUGGAACUGAAGGCUCGCCACCUCUACCACUGCACCUACCGCCUGUUCACGCUCAGUGUCCUGCUGCAGUGGUUCGGGUUGCUGCUGCUUAGCGUCACCUGGACCAAGUACGCCGUCUCCGGAAUCGGUCCGUUUCCGAACUUUGGCGGCAUCUUUACCAGUGCGAGUGAGAUCACGUUCCUGCUGCUGCUGCUCCUGAUGGCUAAGGGCUACACGAUCACGAGGGCCCGCCUGAAGACGUGCGCCACGGUCAAGAUCACGAUCUUCAUCAACCUUUACGUGGUGGUUUACGUGACGCUCUACAUCUACCAGGCGGAAGCGUUCGAUCCGGGCGAGGUCCUGAACCUGUACGAAUCGCCGGCCGGUUUCGGGUUGGCCGGCCUCCGAUGUGUAGCCUGGGGCUUUUUCCUGUACUCGUCGGCUGCCACCAUCCGGAAGUUCGCCGAGAAGGUCCCGUUCUACUAUCCCUUCACGAUGCUCGGCUCGUUGUGGAUUCUGAGCGGUCCCGUCCUGACUCUGCUCGGUGUUAAUGUGCUCGAUCCUUGGGUGCGAGAAUCGGCCAUGCACGGGGCACUCGGAGCGGUAGCGUUCGCCGGUCACCUGGCCUUCCUGUGGCUAACGUGGCCAUCGCGGGCCAACAAAAGUUUCCCGUAUCACGUGCGCACCAACCACGUGGGGGUUUCACUCGGCGAGGACGAUGAGGCGACGUAUCCGAAGCACACUUACGAACCGACCGGGACACUCCAUCAUCUCCACCAUCGUCAUCACCAGCACGAGCUGGUGAACGGGAACGGUCACUUCACGAUGCCACUGGCGGUGGCCACGGCGGUCGCGGCGGUAUCACCACCACCUGCCUCGUUCCAACCGUCGAUCGAUGUGAUCUACGAUCAGUAUCUGCGGGGCGAUCGCGAACUUUACCAGAGUGGCUCGACACCGCUCAGCUACGUGUCGUUUCCGCCGGCAGCUCCGAAACCCGUGGUGGCGGCGACGGCGAUGAACGGGACGGAGACGAUCAACAGCCCAACAACGGCGGGGGCACUGGCACGUCACCUGAACGGCGGUGGAAGUCCACCGGCCCGCAGUGACACGAUCGAGCCAGCGGAGCCCGAUUCGAGUAGCGUCGUCUCGGAAGCUCCCCGGGAGGUCACUGGGAAUGGGAGUGUGGCGGGCGGGGAAGAGCGGCGAGUCCACAAUCCGUUCCUGGCCGGUGGUGCUGCUGCGGAUGGUGAGGCGAGGCGUCCGCAUCGUAUCAUCCUGCCGAGCCUGGAACACCAGACGCCGGUCGGGAGCGUUGGAAGUGGUGGCGAUGGCGAGAAGUCGUCGGGGCCAACGGUCCCGAGGCACCUGUUUGCGGCCAAGGGACUCAACUAG
Messenger RNA from Anopheles bellator, 2400 nucleotides. RefSeq names its product transmembrane protein 145-like. NCBI's taxonomy places the organism in Eukaryota, Metazoa, Arthropoda, Insecta, Diptera, Culicidae. Gene Ontology annotation, biological process: G protein-coupled receptor signaling pathway; response to pheromone. Bases 1 to 2400 code for a protein of 799 amino acids. The record is from RefSeq and is a predicted model, not a curated record. The transcript has 5 exons.